Messenger RNA from Corylus avellana, 2138 nucleotides. RefSeq names its product glucose-6-phosphate 1-dehydrogenase, chloroplastic. Lineage: Eukaryota; Viridiplantae; Streptophyta; Magnoliopsida; Fagales; Betulaceae. Gene Ontology annotation, molecular function: NADP binding; glucose-6-phosphate dehydrogenase activity. Gene Ontology annotation, biological process: glucose metabolic process; pentose-phosphate shunt, oxidative branch. The record is from RefSeq and is a predicted model, not a curated record. Gene Ontology annotation, cellular component: chloroplast stroma.
GUCUUCCACAAACAAAAAAAAAAAAACAACUAUAGACACAUUCUUGGAUAUAUCUCCCAUAAUUGCUCAAAGCUAAAGCUUCGUUUUUUGUGACCCAAAUUGCAUGGCUAGACACUUGAAUCCUUGCUCUUCUUCCUCUUAUUCUUCUUCUACCACCUUCACACCCUCUUCAUUCAAGAAUGGGACACAUCUAUCCAGUAGAUUCAUCAUAGUGCCAAGAAAACCACAUUCCUCCUCAUGGGUCUCUCUGAUUCAUCCAAGAAUCCGUGCCAGAAAUCACUUUCAGCUCAAAUCCUCAAAUGGGCAUCCACUCAAUGCUGUUUCUUUGCAAGAUGGUACAGCUGGAAGUCCUCUGGCCAAAAAACAUAUUGAGCCUCGAGGGAAAAAGGGAUCCCUUCCAUUCUCAGAACUGGACAACGUAGAAUCUCACCUCAGCAUAACCAUUGUUGGCGCUUCAGGAGACCUUGCCAAAAAGAAGAUAUUUCCAGCACUUUUUGCGCUCUAUUAUGAAGAUUGUUUACCCAAGAAUUUUAUCGUGUUUGGUUAUGCUCGGACUAAAAUGACCGAUGAGGAGCUGAGGAACAUGAUUAGCAGAACCUUGACUUGCAGAAUUGACAAGAGGGAAAAUUGUGAAGAUAAAAUGGAUCAUUUCUUGAAAAGAUGCUUUUACCAUUCUGGACUGUAUGAUUCUGAGGAGCAUUUCGUAGAAUUAAACAGCAAGCUGAAAGAGAGAGAGGCUGGAAAACUGUCAAAUAGGUUAUUUUACUUAUCAAUACCUCCAAAUAUAUUUGUUGAUGUCGCGAGAUGUGCUAGCCUUGGAGCUUCUUCAGAAAAUGGGUGGACAAGGGUUAUUGUUGAAAAGCCUUUUGGUCGUGACUCAAAGUCAUCUGGUGAGCUAACGAGAUGCUUGAAGCAGUACCUUGCUGAAGACCAAAUAUUCAGGAUUGACCAUUACUUGGGUAAGGAGCUUGUAGAGAAUCUCUCAGUGCUUCGGUUCGCAAACCUUAUUUUUGAGCCUCUGUGGUCGCGGAACUGCAUCCGCAAUGUGCAACUGAUAUUUUCUGAAGAUUUUGGUACAGAAGGCCGAGGGGGAUAUUUUGACAGCUAUGGAAUCAUACGAGAUAUAAUGCAAAAUCAUCUUCUGCAAAUACUAGCACUUUUCGCAAUGGAGUCUCCUGUCAGUUUAGAUGCGGAGGAUAUCAGGAAUGAAAAGGUAAAGGUCUUGAGGUCAAUGAGACCACUGCAGCUUGAAGAUGUGGUUGUUGGUCAAUAUAAAGGCCACAGCAAGGGUGGGAAAUCAUAUCCUGCUUAUACAGAUGACCCAACUGUGCCAAACGACAGUCUCACUCCAACCUUUGCAGCAGCAGCUCUCUUCAUUAAUAAUGCCAGAUGGGAUGGGGUUCCUUUCCUGAUGAAAGCUGGCAAGGCUAUCCAUACUAAGCGAGCAGAGAUCAGAGUUCAGUUUAGACAUGUCCCUGGAAACCUGUACAAGCGAAACUUUGGAACGGACUUAGAUAAGGCUACAAAUGAGCUUGUGCUUCGUGUACAACCUGAUGAAGCCAUUUAUUUGAAGAUCAACAACAAAGUUCCUGGUCUUGGAAUGAGACUUGAUCGCAGCGACCUAAAUUUGCUUUAUCGAGCAAGGUAUCCAAGAGAAAUACCGGAUGCAUAUGAGCGGCUACUCUUGGAUGCAAUAGAAGGGGAACGGAGGUUGUUCAUCAGAAGUGAUGAGCUUGAUGCUGCUUGGGCACUAUUCACGCCAUUGUUGAAUGAACUUGAAGAGAAGAAGAUUGUUCCAGAGCUCUACCCACAUGGUAGUAGAGGACCAGUUGGAGCACAUUAUCUCGCUGCAAAGCACAAUGUUCGAUGGGGAGAUCUCAGCGGUGAGGACUCAUGAGCGGCCAAGAGCUUCGAUGCUCACAGCCGACUCUUGUUUCUCUUCAGAAGUUGUUUCUUUUUUUAGUGCACGAUGCUUUUGUAUUACACGCAAUCUUAUGUAUUACGGUAAAAAUCAUCAUAUGCUUUGGAUAUAUUAUUAUUGGAUUUUGGAUUCAAUAAUGAUUUUCAUUCUCACAUCAGAAAGUGUGAGAGUGAGAGUAUGUAACAUUUCUCAUAAAAGUUAGUAAGAGCUUUCGUCU